Messenger RNA from Aspergillus chevalieri, 882 nucleotides. RefSeq lists its product as uncharacterized. The record is from RefSeq and is a predicted model, not a curated record. NCBI's taxonomy places the organism in Eukaryota, Fungi, Ascomycota, Eurotiomycetes, Eurotiales, Aspergillaceae. The transcript has a single exon. The coding region runs from base 1 to 882 and encodes 293 amino acids.
AUGUCCGAACAACGCCGCGGCCGAAGCCUUUUCUGGCGCCUGCUCGCAGCCCUGGACCCCGAAGAUCAGGGCCUCCCCAGAUUCCAACCCCUCAGCCAACAAAUCCCACCCACCAACAACAACCACAACUACAACCCCGAGCAACCCACCGAUUCCCAAUCCUACCCCCAAGCCUAUCCUCACACCCACCCACAACCCCCCAUCCAACCAAUCCGCCGCACAGUCACCCAAACCGACAGAAACCACCUCAUCCCCCCAGAAGACAAACUCCUCGUCUUCCGCGCUCUCACAGGCAUCGAUACCGUCCCCGCCCUCACAAUCCCGCACCACUCCGACCGCCACGCCCCAAACGUGGGUAUCUAUGAGCGCGUCGUGCGCGCAGAGCAAUCCGCAGACUCCCGGUACCGGUUCUUCAGCGUGCUUAUCAAUGUCUGUCUGGGCAUCCAGGUCGUCGCGGCCGCUGCGAUUACGGCGCUAGGCGCGGCCAGCGGACCGCAUUCUGCUGUUACGGCGUUCGGGGCUUUAAAUACCAUCAUGGCUGGUAUUCUGACGUACCUCAAGGGAUCGGGGUUACCGGAUCGAUUGAAACACUACCAGAACGAGUGGAGGAAUAUUCGGGAAUACAUCGAGCAGCGCGAGCGAGAAUUAUGUCUGGUUGGUAGCGAGUUAGACGUGCAAGAAGAGAUACAGAUCGUGGAACAUAUGUACGAGGGCGUGAAGCGGGAGAUCGAGUCGACGAAGAGCGGGGAGAGUCGGACGCCGACGGGGGAGUUUAGUCGACGGUCUUUCUUGCCGCGGCGGCAUUAUCAUGAGGAGGAGCAUCCUAGGCCGCGCAGUCCGGAGAGUGAUUAUGGGGCAAGUGCGGAGAAGUAUCGUGCUUGA